GUAUGAUGAGUGUAGAGAACCGGAGACGCUUUUAACUGGAAACAAGGCAUUCCAUCGUAGUUUUCAGGAGUGACAACGCAUCUGUAUGUUUUUUCUUAAUCGAGGAUAAAUGUAGAUCUAUAUCUAUGGGCCCUAGUAUCCACUUACCAUCAGGUGGACUGUGUGCUCGUUUAUCACCCUUAUUCUAUAAAAAAUUGGAUCAGCGCAGUGGACUAAUUGGUUUAUAAAGUUCUCAGAAAUUAGGCGAGUCCCAUGUUCAAUAGCGGGAGUGAGACAUAUUUAGGCUGUAACUUUGCAGUUGUAUGUACAUACGUGGUAACAAAAAGUCACAAUAAAAAAAUAUUAUAACUCUUCUUCCUUUUCUAAAGCCUGUUUAAGUCCACAUGUUUAUUUACGUGAACGUGGGCAUGACUGAGAAACUUUGCAUAAAUAAAAGUAAAGUUCCAUAGUUCAAGUUUUUAUUAUUAAAUCUUUCAUAAACAUAAUAUCAUAUAGUCUUCGAGUGAAGGUUGUGAUGUGUUUAAGGUCAGGUUAAAUAUGACGUGUGGCAAGGUCAAGGAUUUUAUUUUUUAUUACAGUCAUAGCUGUCAAGUUUCAUAUAUAACAACGCAAUGUAAUUAUAGCUAAUUAAAUUUAUGUUAUUAUUUAAUAUCUGCGCCGUAGUUAUUACACUGUUGCAAAAUGCGGAUUCGGAUUAUAAACAUUGCAUGUGUGUGUGUGCCGUGAUGCAAUUAAGCAUUUUGUAAUGUAAAACAGUCUAUCUAAUGUCUUCAAAUCCUCAAACAUAAUACCAUACAUUGCGUCUAAAGGAGGUGGGGGGUGGGAGUAGCAUCUCAGUUUUUUAUUUUUAGUUGUUAUUAACCCAGAUACUGCGACGGGGCUUUUAAAAGACCCGAAAAAAUUAUUAAAAAUACCCUCAAGUUUCGAGUUGUUAAAAUGAAUUCUCUAAGAUAUUUGCACUGUCAGGUUACUUAGUACCUAUCCGUGUAUGAUUUCAUGCGGUGUUGUUUACAACUGGACACUUGUUUAUUUAAAGUUUUUGUGUCAUUGAAGACUUAGGAGUAUUAGUGUCAUGAUGUCUGGACAAAGGUAAGCUUUUAUCAUUUAUAUAUCUGGAUGUUGUUGCUAAUACAUUUUGAUAUUUAAUUUUAGAUAUAUUAUCUACAAUAUCAGGUUAUCUAUUUGUUUUGGUGCAACAAAAACUCAUUCCUUUUUCACGUUUCAAAUUGAUGGCCUUUUAAAAGUCCCGUCGCAAUAUGGGGGUCUAUAAUAUUAUUGUUUUCUUUUUAGCACGUGACCUUUGAGAGCACUCACUCUCAACGAUAUAGUUGAUGAAUUAGAGCGAUGUGAGGAUGAUGAUUUGUUGCCAACUCAAAUUACAAUUUUUCCACCUGAGAACGCUAAUGCCGACGUCACAGAUGAGGAUUCUGGAGAUGAAGAAUUUGUUGCAUUGCAAAAUCUACCAGGCUCUCAACUACGAGCUCCAGCCGAGGUCACUUUUCAUAUGAGUUCCGACGAAGAAGAUGAUGUACCUUUGUCAAGUUUGUCAAAAAGUAGACGCACGAUGGAUUUGACUUUAGAAGAUAGUGACGCCGUACCUUCUUGUACUUCAGAUGUGUCAACUAAUUCUACAUUUGUUCAGCCUACAGUUCCCCGAAACCAAACCUAUAGAUGGAAGAAUCGUCAUAUUCCAAACCAUUUCAAUCAAUGGAAUGACGAACAAGGUCCAAAAAACUUACCACCCUAUCUUAUAAACCUAUCACCCUUAUAUUAUUUCGACUGCUUGUUCAACAACAAUGUUAUUGAAUUACUAGUGCGAUAUACCAAUUUGUAUGCAGGACAGAGGAAUAAAGUAGGCAAAGUAACUGUUUCUGAAAUGAAGUGUUUCUUGGGCAUCCUUAUGUACAGCGGGUAUGUAGUAGUACCCCGUAGGUUUAUGUAUUGGGAGACAUCGACAGAUGCCGACUUUAGGAUUGUGCACAACGCUAUGUCAAGAGAUCGUUUUACUUUUAUAAUGUCAAAUCUCCAUUGCUCUGAUAAUACAGUUCUUGGUGAUUCUCCUGACAAAUUCGCUAAGUUCAGACCUCUGUUUGACGAGUUAAAUAAAAUCUUUACUGAAAUGGCUCCGCUAGAAGAGAACUACAGCAUAGAUGAGGCUAUGGUUCCAUACUAUGGACGUCACAGUUGCAAACAGUUUAUACGUGGCAAACCAAUUCGUUGGGGGUAUAAACUGUGGGUUGGUGCUACAAGAUUAGGCUACGUGAUUUGGUUUGAUCCUUACCAGGGAAAAUCUUCAACCAUUGCAGAAGGUUACAAACAGUUUGGUCUAGGUGGGAGUGUGAUUUUGGAGUUUGCUGAUGUUCUACAAGGUCGUGAUCCAACAUUGCCAUUUCAUUUAUUCUUCGACAAUUAUUUUUCCUCUAUUCCUCUACUGCAUGAACUUAGUAAUAGAGGUCUAAGAGCCACUGGAACUAUUCGUGAAAACAGAACGUCCAAGUGUCCUCUCGAGUCUAACAAAGAUUUCAAAAAUACUGAUAGAGGUUCAUUUGUAUUCAAAUCCAGUUUGCCUACCAAUAUUUUGGUUUGCAAGUGGAAUGACAAUAGUGUCGUUACUGUUGCAUCGAAUACUGAAACUGUGGAGCCCCUGCAAAAAGUCAAGAGAUUUUCGCAAGAACUAAAAAGAUUUGUACAUAUUGACCAACCGUCGGUUAUAAGAAAACACAAUGAAAAUAUGGGAGGGGUCGAUAGAUCCGAUCGAAACAUAGGGUUGUAUCGGACUUCUAUUCGUGGCAAGAAAUGGUAUUUUUAACUGUUUUGUCACACCUUAGAUAUGGCUGUGCAUAAUGCAUGGCAACUUUACAAGCGAGACGGUGGAGAACAUGAUCAUCUCACUUUUCGUAGACUACUGGCGAAAGGUUUGCUCGAAAGCUACAAAACCAUGUCCCACAGGUAGAUCUCAUCUUGAAUCAUCUCGAUAUGAUGGGGUUGAUCACUUGGUCCAGUACAGCGCUCCCCAACUAAGAUGCAAAGUUUGCAAAGUUAAAAGUUUUUUUAUUUGCCAAAAGUGUAAGAUUCAUUUACAUCCUAAGAACUGUUUCCUUGAAUAUCACACUAAAACUCAGUAAAGUUAGUGAACUUUACUGACUUUUAAUGUGAUAUACUUAGUGAAGUGCUGUUGUUUUAUUGUGAGACAUCAUAUCACAUAACUUGCUAUACCUAUGUCUAUUUUCUUUUGUAUAGUUAAAAUUUACCGUAAUAAUAAAAAACUAAUAUACUCGUAAUAACAGUUUGUUUUAUUAUUAGACCGCCACAUACAUGUAAACAAUCCCCAUAUUACGACGGGACUUUUAAAAGCCCACCCUUUUCCGGCUUUUUUGAAAACAUGUAAUUUUUUUUACUAUUUUUCCUCGUUAUUAUGAGUCAUUUUAACUAUCAUAUCCGAAUAUCACCAAGAUCGAAAACAAAAAAUAGUUACAGUAACAUCUGGGUUAAGAAGACGCUGCUGCCCUCCUCCUCGCUAUGUCGCAUUUUACGACAUUCACGCGACGACAUGGGAUAGUGGAUAUUCUUACACCGUCACCACAAGGUAAUUGCAUUAUGUAGCUACAAAUAAUGUAUCUGAACCAUUUUUCGGAAGACUUUUAGCAGUCGGAAACAUCAGACACUUCUAGGCCUGCUCGAACUCUGCUAACGUCGAUCAUAAAAAUUGUACCUAUCCCUUUCUGCUGAUUUUAAAUUUUAAUGAAUAAAGAGGAGACACAUGGUUCAUGGUUCAUGGUAUGGAAAAUGAUCUGAAAGCUUAACCGGUGGAAGUCCCUCGGUUUGAGCGCUAAAUGUACGGGAUAUUUGUCAUAGUGAAAAAGUGGGCCACGAAGCCCCGCUUGUUGCUUAGAGCAGGGAAUACUUCUGGCACGCAUUUGGUAGUAUACUAUUCGACAUUGAUGCUACUUCGAUAUAGUAGAAGAAUUAACACCAAAACACACUGUCAGAGUGAUAAAAGAAACUAGCGAUCAAAAUCUUAUAAUUUCUUUAGUGUUGCUUAGUUUAGAAAUAGACAAACUAUCGGAUGAUGCGUCUGUUCUGGAUCGUAUUGAUAAAUUCCAGAUUCAUCACGUGUUAUAAUGUCGUACGUACGCCGAGACGAGCCUGCUUGAAAUGUAUAAUCAUAUCACGGCACCACUUUACGUGGGGCUGCUUCAGAGCGUCGCGUCGGUGGGGUUAUGCGGCACCUAUUGCGAAACUAUCCUCCUCGCAAGAAGGUGCUUACGUAAAAUCUCGUGAACUCAUCCCAAUACAAUCUACUGUACUGAAUCUUUCAUACGUAAUUCGUCUGUUGUUUUCAAUAAAAUAUUUCACUAACUACUAACAGCUGCUAAAAGACCCCCACUACUUUCGUCGUGUCUUAAAGUUAGUCGACCGUAUUGAAAUUUGUAAUACAAGCGGUAAGCGGUUGCCUUAAAAGGGCCUUAAUCCAUAAAUGUCAUUUAAAGUCUAUCAAGCGAUUUGUCCGGUUUCAUUUGAAAUAGUAAAAUGAUAGCGCGAAAAUGUUCCCAACGCAGAUCCAUUUUCCAAUUAAACACUACUCGUAUAUUUCAUUAUAGUCGCAAAAAAGUGGAGAAGAAUUUGAAGUUGGAACGCUCGUAUAGGUUUUUAUUUGUAAAAUAACGCAUUUUAAAAUUGGCCAGUUUCAUAUCAAAUAGAUUUAUUUCGUAAAGUUGAGUGAUCCGUCGUAUACCUUAUGAAGAAUGCACUAAUGAGGGCAGCCACCAGGGCGGCACCACUACAGUAAAUCAUUUGACAGAUUUAUUAGCGGGAAAGAUAAUUUCUUAGAAAAAUGUAAAGGUUUCAUUCUGUAUUAUUAGUUAUAUUUUAUAUUAAUUAGAUUAAAAAUAAACAAACCAAACUAUAAAUGUAACU
This is a messenger RNA of Parnassius mnemosyne (clouded apollo), 4917 nucleotides long. The record is from the annotation of a GenBank genome assembly. NCBI's taxonomy places the organism in Eukaryota, Metazoa, Arthropoda, Insecta, Lepidoptera, Papilionidae.